UGGGGGCACUCAGUGGGCAUCUUGAAGAUGCCCUAUAAUAAACAGCCCUGAUAAGUGACAUCUCUAUGACAGUCUGCAGUGGCUGAUAACAGAGAACAAUGCCAUACGGUGGCUAUGAGGGCAGAUUUUAGCCGCAGUAAGCUGUAGAGUAUUCCUGGCAGGUAGUGGAGUCCAUAAUGCGUUCCCUGUGCCUGUGCCAAGCAGUCAGUCAUCCCUGGCAUCACAAGGUACACGGAGCAGGAUGUAGAGCGGCUCCAGGAGCCAGGAUGCCCGGCUUAUAAGAACACCCCACGUGGCUGGAGCCGGGGCCGGAUGUGCCCUCUCCUCCCCGGGCCGCCUCCAAUCACAGGCCGCUCGGCGAGCACGACUGACGCCAGAUCCUUUGUGUCUAGCCGGUGUGCAGGCUUGAAGGGGAUUGUGACACCGGCUGCCCGGACGCCAGGAGCGGCCCCUUUAAAUCAGCGCCCAGUGUGGAGUGGGAGGCGGUACACCAUGCCCUUUGACUUCAGGAGGUUUGACAUCUACCGGAAGGUGCCCAAAGAUCUAACACAGCCCACCUACACUGGCGCUAUAAUUUCCAUUUGCUGCUGUUUCUUCAUCACCUUUCUGUUCUUGUCAGAAUUGACUGGAUUUAUUGCCAAUGAAAUUGUCAAUGAGCUAUACGUAGAUGACCCUGAUAAAGAGAGUGGGGGUAAAAUAGACGUGAACCUGAACGUCAGCUUACCCAACCUUAACUGUGAAUUGGUGGGGCUGGAUAUUCAGGAUGAAAUGGGCAGACAUGAAGUUGGGCACAUUGAUAACUCAAUGAAAAUUCCACUAAACAAUGGAAAUGGAUGCCGAUUUGAAGGACGCUUCACUAUAAAUAAGGUACCUGGAAAUUUCCAUGUGUCCACACACAGUGCCACAGCUCAGCCCCAGAACCCAGACAUGAGCCACUUCAUCCACAAGCUAACCUUUGGUGAUACUUUACAGGUUACAAACAUUCAUGGUGCAUUCAAUGCCUUGGGAGGAGCAGAUAGACUUGCUUCCAAUGCCUUGGCUUCUCAUGACUACAUAUUAAAAAUCGUACCAACCGUAUAUGAAGAGUUGAGCGGGAAACAGAAGUUUUCAUACCAGUACACUGUGGCUAAUAAGGAAUAUGUAGCAUACAGCCAUACUGGAAGAAUCAUUCCUGCCAUCUGGUUCCGGUAUGACCUGAGUCCCAUCACAGUAAAAUAUACAGAAAGGCGGCAGCCUAUGUAUCGAUUCAUAACCACGGUAUGUGCCAUCAUUGGGGGAACAUUUACAGUAGCUGGGAUUCUGGAUUCCUGUAUUUUUACUGCAUCCGAGGCAUGGAAGAAAAUUCAACUGGGAAAACUGCACUAGAAACACUUUGCCAUCUCCUGCCACCAGCCAGGGCACAUGGAAGACUUUGAAGGAACAUUAUUUCUUAAGGAAAUUCCCAUUUUGUAGUAUGAUUGAAGUACAAGCCAUGACUCUUUAUCUUAUUUCUGGGUAAAUCUUUCUACAGGGACAUUUUAGAAAUUUCUAGCAAUACCCAAACAUGGCUUAUGGAGCCCCUAUAUUUAAAAUGUAACUAUCUAUGGAGGCAGCCAUAUUGUGGGCUGACAAGUAAUAACAUACAGUGGUCCCUUAAUUUACAAUGGCCUCAGAUUACAAUAUCUUAAACUUAGAAUGGUCUUUUCUGGACCAUUGUAAAUUGUAUUCAAUGCUACAAACAGUCCAAACAUGAGUGAGCAUUUUGCUGCUUAAACCCCUGUAUUACUGAAGUGCAUGCACUGACUGGCUGUCUGGUGGCACUUCUCUACAGUACAGGGAGGUAUUACAUGUUCUGUACUAUUCUUUACCUGUACCAGAGUUAGCUGCUCCUUUGGACACCAGGUAAGGGCAGCACCAUUAUACUUUUUUGGGACACUGUGUGUACUGUACAGGACCCUGAAGAAUCCCCUGUCCUCUACAUAGACAGUGAUUUACAGCUUCCAGCAGCUUUUUCUUACUUUUAUAUGUAAGGACUUGCUUCAUCUGUAUUCGUUACCUACUUAACUUUUUUCCUAUUGUUUACAUUUUUGGAGACUUCAUAACUCUACGGAAAUCUGGUAAUCGGUUCUGGUCUCCACAUAAAAUGGUUUCAACAUACAAUGAUCAUCCUGGAACCAAUAAUAUUGUAUCUUGAGUGACCACUGUAUUGGUAGUAACAGCAGGAGGUAUAAAACUUGUCUCUUCUAAUCCUUUAGUAGUUACUUCUUAGUAGGAUUUGAUUCUAUAAAAUGGUUGCCUCCCAUAAAGACAAUAGACUAUUUGGCGAAAUAUUACGUAUCCUGUUUUUAUUGUGACACAUUCCAGAUUACAUAGUUGAUCAUUUGCUGUCUGGACCCCGAAGCACUUUACAAUGAAGUCACCAUGCAGUUCUGUACAGAAAGUAUUUUGUGCCAAGAUAGCUCCCAUAUCCUUGCCAGGCAGAGAUUUUGACCAUGUUACAUUUUUAAAUUGAAAAUUUUAUUCUUCAAAAUGUAUCCUUGAAUGCAGAUUUUUGUAUUUAUUUUCAAGGUCAAGCUUACAGGUUAUGUCUGUGUCAUUUGUUAUUCACCUUUACUCAUGCAUGUAUUGCAAUGACUGUAAACCCAAUAGCUGCUGCUAGGGAAAACAAAUGCCAAUGGGUUGGCCAACUGUUGCUGCCAAAGGUUUCUGGCAGCAGCUUGUUCCCAUUUUCCCAUAAAAUAAACCGGCCUACUCAGCUUAGUAUGUGUAUGCGGAGGUCAAGAUGGAUAGCUAUUGGCCGAACUGUCAUUUGGCAGACCACUAUCUUCUCCGACUGCCCCAUAAACAUGCUAGCUUAGCUUGGCCUGUCUUAUGUGAAUGACCAUUUGUAAGGGUUAAAUAGGAAAGGAUAUUCAUGAAGUCUGUUGAAAAUGAGUAAAUAUUAAAGCUUUCUGUGUCUUUGUGAUGAGAUAUAAAGGGGUACUCCGCAGCUCAGCGUUUGGAGCAAACAGUUCCGAACGCUGGCGCCGGGAGCUCGUGACUUCAUAUUCCCGCCCCCUCACGACGUCGCAUCCCGCCCCCUCAAUG
Messenger RNA from Hyla sarda, 3066 nucleotides. RefSeq names its product endoplasmic reticulum-golgi intermediate compartment 1 (gene ERGIC1). The transcript has 10 exons. The record is from RefSeq and is a predicted model, not a curated record. Gene Ontology annotation, cellular component: endoplasmic reticulum; COPII-coated ER to Golgi transport vesicle; endoplasmic reticulum membrane. NCBI's taxonomy places the organism in Eukaryota, Metazoa, Chordata, Amphibia, Anura, Hylidae. The coding region runs from base 313 to 1365 and encodes 350 amino acids. Gene Ontology annotation, biological process: retrograde vesicle-mediated transport, Golgi to endoplasmic reticulum; endoplasmic reticulum to Golgi vesicle-mediated transport.